Messenger RNA from Syngnathus typhle (broad-nosed pipefish), 564 nucleotides. RefSeq names its product interferon alpha-inducible protein 27-like protein 2A. Gene Ontology annotation, biological process: apoptotic signaling pathway. Gene Ontology annotation, cellular component: membrane; mitochondrion. The coding region runs from base 167 to 466 and encodes 99 amino acids. The transcript is spliced from 4 exons. NCBI's taxonomy places the organism in Eukaryota, Metazoa, Chordata, Actinopteri, Syngnathiformes, Syngnathidae. The record is from RefSeq and is a predicted model, not a curated record.
GCGGGCCGUCGCCCAUGUGAUUCGUUUCUCCUGAAAGAAAUGCAAAGCUUUUCAGAUUUUGGGGGCGUAGCAGAUUGACAUUUCGUUUGACACCGGACUCACUUAAAUAUCGAGCCUGCUGGCUGAAAGUACACACAUCCAUCCACAUAAGGACAGAAAAGACAACAUGGGAUUGCUGAUGGCUCUUGCUCUGGGUGCUGCGGGCGCAACUGGUUCGGUGUUUCUGGCUCCGGUGGCCCUGGGAGCUAUCGGCUUUACUUCAGCUGGGAUAGCGGCAGGUUCCUGGGCCGCGGGCAUGAUGUCCACCGCCGCCAUCGCCAACGGAGGAGGGGUGGCGGCAGGGAGCGCGGUGGCUAUCUUGCAGUCUGCCGGCAUGGCUGGUAUACCGGCUGCGGCCUCUGCAGCUGUGGGCGCUGCAGGUGCGGCUGCAGGAGGUGCGGCAGCACUCGCUGCUGCUAUCAUCUGAGGCCAAACCUUUUUGCCAAAUGAAUACCAUUUCAUAUAAUAUCAAUGAUGUGAUACGAAUAUGAAUCAUAAUGCAAUAAAUGAAAUUGGUCAAUUUCA